This is a messenger RNA of Solanum tuberosum (potato), 691 nucleotides long. RefSeq names its product DNA polymerase delta small subunit. Lineage: Eukaryota; Viridiplantae; Streptophyta; Magnoliopsida; Solanales; Solanaceae. Bases 98 to 676 code for a protein of 192 amino acids. The transcript is spliced from 5 exons. Gene Ontology annotation, cellular component: delta DNA polymerase complex. Gene Ontology annotation, biological process: DNA strand elongation involved in DNA replication. The record is from RefSeq and is a predicted model, not a curated record.
UCAAAUUUAUAACGUUGGGUUAUUGUGUUUAGUACAGAGGGAAGUGAAGUAGGAAACUUUAAUAGCGCAAGCAGUGGGAAGAGUAUUUUUGCUGCCAAUGGUAUCAAUGGAGAAGAACCUUCUCCACCGAAAACAAUCACUUUACCAAUCUUUGGAUGCGAAUUUUGGGAUUCAGAAGGAGGUUUACAGGGGUCAACAAUACAGCCAAAUAUAUUUUGCUAGGCUCCAUUUGAUGCGAACUCUCCUUUACUCUCUCAUUCCCAAUUGGAAACCCCAUUUACCUGUCUGUACUGUUCUGGGAUUAGAGGAAGGCAAAGAUUGCAUUAUAGUUGGGACACUCUACAAGCACAUGAGGCUUAAACCUUCUAUUCUGGAUGAGUACUCUAAGGAGAGAUCUGUUUCACCGCUUGUACAACGUCAUAACUUUACGCACCUAGAUGAUAAUUUAGUUCUGGAAGAUGAGAGCGGAAGAGUCAAACUAAGUGGUUGUUUGCUGCCGUCUACAUAUGUAACAGGAAAUAUUAUUGCAUUGCAUGGAAAAGAAACUAGUGCUGGUGAAUUUUUGGUUGAAGAUGUUCUAGAGGCUGGCCUACCACAACAAAUAGAGCGGCCAAUUCAACUAGGUAUCAAGUACCUAACUUCUCUUUGUUUAGUUGUCUAUGACAUUAUCCAGUGAUAUGUGCUUGUGUUC